Sporisorium graminicola is the source of this 1221-nucleotide messenger RNA. RefSeq lists its product as uncharacterized. The transcript has a single exon. Bases 1 to 1221 code for a protein of 406 amino acids. NCBI's taxonomy places the organism in Eukaryota, Fungi, Basidiomycota, Ustilaginomycetes, Ustilaginales, Ustilaginaceae. The record is from RefSeq and is a predicted model, not a curated record.
AUGUCAUUUGCGCCUCUGCCUGCACCGGGCACCGCGGCGUCGUCGUCCAUCUGGGCACGCCGGAUGAUCACCAAGUCCGUACCGACCACUGACGCCGAGGUGGAGCUCAACGUGCUUUCGCUUCUGCUCGAUGUGCCUAUCGAAUCGCUGGACGACGCACAGCAGCAGCAGCAGCAGCAGGCGAGCACGGCGCCGGUCUCGCCGUUCUGUGCGCAGUCUCCGUGGUCGCCGCUGCCACUGCCCGUACAAGGGGCGAAUACCUUCGAAGCCGUGCCUGCGGGCGCGACGAGCCCGGCGCUGCUGCCGGUGCAGCGCUCUCGGUCAGCGGGGGGAUACUUCAACGAGUCGCUCGAGAUGCACGCUGCGCAGACCGCGGUCAAGGCCGCACUCGAUGUGCUCGAGGAACCGAGCCUCAGCUGCGGACUACGCAUCUCGACUUCGACCAGCAGCAACAGCAACAGUAAUGUGCUGGGACUGACGGCGCCCCUGUCGCCUGCGCUGUCGUCGCCAACCUCGCCUGCUGAAUCGUGCUUCAGCGAAGGCGAGGGCGCCAAGAAGAAGGGUAGGGCGCGCAUGUCGCAGGAGAAACGCAAGCGCUUGGCCAGGCGACGCGAGCGCGAGGCGCUGGUGGUCGCGCUCUCCCAGCAGCCCGAAGCGGCAUCGGCGUCGCAGCAGCAGCACUUGCAGCAACAGCAGUUUGGGAUGCAGACUGGGGAGGCCUACUUUGUCGCCCACACGGCCCACCUCAGCCGCAGUGCACCCGUGACGCCAAUGUGCUCCUACUUCCCCACUACCCACGGUAGCAGCGGGUUUGGUGGAUUCCCCUUCGCCGCCUCGCCCUCGCCUUCGUCCUACCACGCCACGCCGCCCUCGUACGAAGCAGUAGCAGCAGCGGCGAUGGCAUUCAGCAGCCCGCUGUCGUCGCCUCGCACUGCGCGGUUCCACGCGGGCACGGACCUGCCCUCGCCCGCACUCACGCAUGCCUCGUCGUCACCUGCGACUGCGUACGGAUCCGUCGGCACGCCCUCGUCGAGCCCGACCUCUGCUGCCGUGCUCCGCCUCGCCAGCGAUCCGCAGAGCAGCCCCCCGACGCUCGUCAUCCAGCCGCCCUCCCCGCAGCGCACCCGCUCCGCCGCCCCCGGCGCGUACGCAAAGAGGGCCGACGCAAGGUGGAUCCAGCCCAGGAUGGACGCCGAGCCGCAUUGGGCAUCGGUGUACUAG